AUGGCUUCCUCAAAUCUCUCUUUGUACGUGCUCUUUGCCAUCGGCGACGUUGUGGCACACGUUGGACUUAUGACGAUCGUUUACUGGGACAUUUGCAUGGAAGCUGUGCUUCUGAUCUAUGCGUUGGCACCUCUGCACCAAAGAAUCGGAUAUAUAGUUUCCACUUGGGUGGGAGCCAUGUCAGUUGCGAGCCAGGUCUUGUUCCUGAUUCCGUUUUGGACUCUGAUGUACCAAUUGCCGAUCGGUUCGACCCGAAAUUUUCUUGCAGGCACAUUCUUCGUUGUGCAGUGCUUCACCAUCUUCGGGAUCAUUCCUGCGGCAGGUUUCACUGUUCUUGCUCAUGGUGCGCGUAAACUUCGGGGCAAGCUGCCUGCAAGCAUUCCAAGACACUUGACCCAUCGACUGCGCUUUACACAGCUGGGCAUUGCCAUUUUCAUCCUGAUGGGUGUUGCGGAUGCACUUUUUGCAUUGAUUCCAGCAACGCAGCCAUACAUCAGGAGGUUUUCAAGUUUCUUGUACAUCAAUCUCGUCCUCACCUCCCUCGCCAUCUUCACCUUUCUACUACUUGCCGUGGAGUUGUAUUUAAACAUCCAGCAGAUGCGAAGCACGACGGUCUCCCCGAUUCCACUUCAGCCGCAUGCUCUGGCCAACAUUGUGAAGCAUGGCGUCUCCAUGCUCGCAAGAGACGGCCAGUCUCAUACACCGGCUGCUGUAUGGGAGCGGGGCGUUUUGCUGACGGUUGCGACUGGUUUCGGCGACAUUCUGGAAGCGAAGAACAUCUUGGAAUCCAAGAGUGGCCUGGGGGAGACAACCAGCGACCUGUGUGUGGAGCUACUGAGACCGCUCACCGAGGAGGCGAGGUGCUCCGCCUGGGAAGGGCUUUACAAUGGACUCGAAUUCCAGUCCUCAGCACGGACAGAGUUCGCGGUGUCACCGAAAUACGUCGGAAAGCCGACAGUAAUGGUGAGCCACUGUUGGGCCAGCCCGUACUCCCAGCUCAUGGCCAUUUUGAAGCGCUAUGACGAGAAUACAAACAGGAACAACUUCUUCUGGAUUGAUGUUUUUAGCAUGAACCAGCACGAUUUUGCCAACCUCAGUGGAAAGAAUCCUUCAGACAUCCAUCGCUCUGCAAGUGUUUACGACACCAUGUUGGUAGCUCUGACCCGAUCCAUCAAAGUGCCCGGACGCAUGCUGCUGGCUCUCACUCCGCAUGAGCAGCCGUCGCUUCUGUCAAGGGCAUGGUGCUUGUACGAGAUCUACAUUGCUUGGACAGUCGGGGCAGAGGUCUGCUGCGGCUUCGUGCCGGAAGCGGAGCAAUCUGUGAAGAGGAGCCUGCUGCGAGACGAUGUGCUGAUCAACCAGAUGCUGGAUUCUGUCGACGCGGAGAAGUCUCGUGCCACCGUGGAAAGCGACAGAGCCAUGAUUAUGGACUUGAUCGCAGCAGCAGGCAUUAGUAAUUUUAAUUCUUUCGUCCGGAAGCAGUUGCAAGCUUCUUUGCGCAUGCUUGCCGUUACCACAUUGCUGAAAAUCAGAACUGCAGACUCCACAAACGUGGAAGCUGCAGAGGUAGACUCCACAACCGUGGAAGCUGCAGAGGAGGAGGCUCCUGAGGAGGCGGAUCCUUAUGCACUCGUGGAGUCGAUCGAGCCCUUGGCUUUUCAAGUGACCUUUGGAGACGUGGGCUUUCACUCGGAGGCUCUCUGGGAGAAUGCAAGCCAGAACGACCUCAACGACUUUGUGAAGGGCCUUUCCAAGGAGGAGGCCGCAAAGCUGGCAGCAGCUCUCCAGGCACGCGAAGUUGCCGCACCGCUUGGCAUCCGUGAGAUGUCGGCGCUCCACGCGACCCACAGCUUCAACCCGUCCAAGGAAAUCCCGCGCCAGGUGGUCAAGGAUAUCCUCGAAGGCCUGCGCAGCGUGCCCUCUUCUGCCAACACACAGCCCUGGACCAUCGUGGUCGUCCAAGGUGCUACCCGCAAGCUUCUCUCCGAGAAGAUCGUUGCAAAGUUCGAUGCUGGCGAGCAAGGGACUGCGCUGUAUGCCGACCUUCCCAAGGACAUGCCCGCGCGCAUGCAGAAGGCUGUGGAUGCGUACACGAAAGAAUACGAUGCCUUCCUGGGCGAUGACAAGGCAAAGCUGCGAAAGGGCUGCGAGUUCUUCGGCGCACCCCUUCAUCUCGUGGUCUGUGCACCGAAGGGCCCAUGCCUAGAGGAGAGUCCGCCUGUGGAUGGUGUGUUCCUCGACAUGGGGUCGGCCAUGACGGCCAUGUCCUUCUCGGCCUUCGAUCUGGGUCUGGGGGUCCACCCGCAGUUCUCCCUCGCUAAAUAUAACGACAUCUACAAGGAGGAGAAGAUGCCAGAUGACCAUUUUGUCAUCUGUGGCCUCAGCGUUGGGUACCUGGAGAAUGAUCAGGAUCCCCGCAAGACACCGGGCUUCCAGCCCUCGAAGUUGAGUGUGGACGACACCACGAGGUGGGUAAACUGCGACGGCGAGUGGCUCAAGACUCAUGGAGAUGCGGUGACUGGCAACAGCGAGCACGGCUUGAAGCACUUAGUGCAUUCCCGGCACUGCUCCCACACCCUGGAUACACCCCGGCCAGUUCCUUACGACUUCCUUGCCUCCAUUCUGUCGGCAGCCCGCUAUGUGACUUCGGCGUCGAAUUCGCAGCCCUGGUCCGUUACUGUGAUCCAAGGUGCUGCGAGAGACAAGCUCUCGAAAGCCAUGCUUGACCAUUUCGAUGCCGGCAAUGAUGGAGGACAAACCUACAAGAAGUACAGCGCCCAGAACACCUCGCGCAUGCAGAAGGGCAAGGACCAGUAUGGCUUCGAGCUCUACGAGGAGCGGCACAAGCUGGAGCGGGAUGACAAGGACGACGGACGCCGCAAGAAGUACCGCCCGAAUUACGAGUUCUGGGGAGCUCCCGUCUUGUUGCUGCUGAAAGCUCCCAAGACUGCCGCAGCAGGAACUUUUGUGGAUAUUGGAUCCUACAUGUAUGCGAUCCUCGUGGGCAUGCAAGCUUACGGUCUGGGUGGUAAACCGCUGGGCUCCGUGGCGAAGUACACGGACAUCUGCAGGGAAGUCUUGGGGACUGAGUCGAUGCCCGAAGACGAACACUUGGUCUGCGGCAUUUGCAUCGGUUGGCCCAGUGACGGUCGCGAUCCUCGGGAGAAACCCGAUUGGUUCCCGAGCCGCUUGCCGUCAGAGGAGACUUCAUGCUGGGCCGUGGAUGACG
Symbiodinium sp. CCMP2456 is the source of this 3229-nucleotide messenger RNA. NCBI's taxonomy places the organism in Eukaryota, Dinophyceae, Suessiales, Symbiodiniaceae. The record is from the annotation of a GenBank genome assembly.